UUCCAGAACCUUUUCUGACUUGACUCUGCCACCCAUGACUUGGACCAUCUUCGGAUCUGCGCGCUCACACGGUGAGUUUCAGUGAUGGGAGACGCGCUCUGUGACCGCUUUAAGACUGUGGCUCAGCUGGUGACAUCUCCACCAGCCUUCUCCACUUUUUUACUUUAACAGUCCAACCAAGUCUCUUAAACAGAUGAGAAAUACAUCUAACUUUCCCUUUUGGUUUACGUUUUGGAGGAUUGCGCGCCGGUUUUCCUGGAUGACAGAGAAGUGAGGCAGCUUAACAAAAUGCCUUGUGACUGGAAUAAAACUUUUGUACGGAGUUCCUAUGGAAUAUAGUCCGAUUUUACACAAUCUAUAUGUUGUGCCAUCAUCCCACGUAAGGAACAAACUCUUUGUGCUAUGCAUCAUGCUGUCUCUUUGGGUCUAUAUGAUCUAUUGCUGCGUUGGCUACUGCUCCACGGUCCCAAACUUGGCGUACGCGAACAGGCGCGAGAGCGACGCAGACGCCGACAACCGAGGCUCCUCUGCGGGAGCGUCCAGGGACUUACUGAACAACCAGAAUGACUUGGACAGCAGAGGAGAUGAGUGGGAGGACAUCAGAGGCGAGACCAAGGCGCUGGAUGAUAAUGCCAUGUCAGGUUUCUUUAAUGAGACGGAGGGUAAAAAGUUGCCCCAGGCGAUCAUCAUUGGGGUGAAGAAGGGGGGGACCCGCGCGCUGCUGGAGUUCCUGCGGCUGCACCCGGACGUGAGGGCGGUGGGAGCGGAGCCGCACUUCUUCGACCGCAACUACGACAAGGGGCUAGAGUGGUACAGGGACCUGAUGCCCAAGUCCUCCGAGGGCCAACUGACCAUGGAGAAAACACCAAGCUACUACGUCACGAGGGAGGUGCCCGCUCGGAUCUACUGCAUGUCCAAAGACACAAAGCUGAUUGUAGUCGUCCGGGAUCCCGUCACUCGUGCCAUCUCCGACUACACUCAAACUCGCUCCAAGAAGCCGGACAUCCCAUCUUUUGAGAGCCUCACUUUUAAGAACAUGUCAGCAGGUCUGAUCGACACCACAUGGAGCGCAGUUCAAAUCGGCAUGUAUGCCAAGCACCUUGAGCGCUGGCUCCAGUUCUUCCCCAUGGAGCAGCUGCUGUUUGUCAGCGGAGAGCGCCUUAUUACCGACCCCGCAGGUGAGAUGGCUCGCGUCCAGGACUUUCUCGGAAUCAGGAGGGUCAUCACCGAGAAAUAUUUCCACUUUAACCCAGCAAAAGGCUUUCCGUGCCUGAAGAGACCUGAGGGUAACAGCAAGCCACACUGUCUGGGUAAAACCAAAGGGAGGACUCAUCCUAAUAUCGACCCAGAGGUGGUGCAGAGGCUAAGGGACUUUUAUAAACCAUUUAAUAGAAAAUUUUAUAAGAUGACUGGUUAUGACUUCGGCUGGGACUCUGAGGAAUAGAGACUCAUUCUGGUUACUCCCGUUUCUCAUAUUUGUAUUAUCAGGACAUAUUGUAUAUGUAUAGUAUUUGUUGUAAAAAAAAGAAGAAGCAGAAUUCUAUUUUAUGAUAAUUUAUUGGUAUGAUAUUGAGCCUUUGAAAUGUAUUAUUUGUUUUAGUUUAGAUAUCACACACUUUUCUAAAAGCACAGUCUGUUUUAAAUAUAUUUUUUGAGCAGAACCAGGAUUCUUUUUUUUUUUACAUUAGAUUUUUUUUUCUUCCUUUUGUUUCACCUUAAGAUGAUUGGGAUCUAGUUUUACAACAAACUGGUAAUCUCUCCUUAACAUUUGCCUGACCCCCGGAGGACUGGACACCCACUUAGGCAGGUCGAUGCAGACCUCAACUGAAGCUGUGUGACUUGCCAGGUGAAUCAAUACAGUAAUAGGUCCUCAUCAUGUCAAUUAAGACUGAGCAAUGGUUUCUCCUUAAUCUCUCAGGCUUCUCAAUAAAACUUAAUCUGUGACAUUAAGUUCACGGGUGACCCUUUAGUCCAAUUCAUGAUUAGUCAAGAAUAGAGCUGUUUUUUGCUACACUUUUUGUACUCUGGAUUAAAGAGGGAGUUUGAUUCCAAUGCUGUUUGGGAUACUUUUAAUAAAAUUCCUCAAAGCCGAUUCUUAGGCUUCACAUAGCCCAACUGCAGAACAUGUUUGUGUGAAGGAAAAAAAAUGGUCCUUCCUCCAAAUAUUUGUAUCAUUCUAUGACUGAGUUUCAGAGAGCAACAUGCAUUUAUUGAUAUUUAGGGAUCAAACAAAAAAAAAAAUGUGUCAUGCAGAUUAAAUUUUGCACAAAUGGGGAAUAAAAAAAAGAUUUUUUCAAAA
This is a messenger RNA of Oryzias latipes (Japanese medaka), 2299 nucleotides long. RefSeq names its product heparan sulfate (glucosamine) 3-O-sulfotransferase 3B1a (gene hs3st3b1a). Gene Ontology annotation, molecular function: [heparan sulfate]-glucosamine 3-sulfotransferase activity. The record is from RefSeq and is a predicted model, not a curated record. Lineage: Eukaryota; Metazoa; Chordata; Actinopteri; Beloniformes; Adrianichthyidae.